CGGGAGCGCGCGCGUAGACGAAACCGGGAGUGCGGACCUCCCGGCUAUAUCUGCGCCUGCGCUGUGGGACUCGUGGGGCACGACGGGACGGAGGAGACAAGAUGGCGGUGCGAGCGGUUCGGGGGAUCGUGAACGGGUCCGGGGCCGAUAUGUCCAGGUCCAUGGCAGGGUCCCGGGAGCAGGCGCUGGCCGUCAGCCGAGACUACCUCUCUCAACCUCGCCUCACAUACAAAACAGUAUCGGGUGUCAACGGUCCUUUGGUAAUCUUAGAUCAAGUUAAGUUUCCCAAGUAUGCUGAGAUCGUCCUCUUGACAUUACCUGAUGGCACAAAAAGAAGUGGUCAGGUUUUAGAAGUUAGUGGUAGCAAAGCAGUAGUUCAGGUUUUUGAAGGAACUUCAGGUAUAGAUGCCAAGAAGACAGCCUGUGAGUUUACAGGAGAUAUUCUUCGAACACCAGUGUCUGAAGAUAUGCUUGGUCGAGUUUUCAAUGGUUCUGGGAAACCUAUUGACAGAGGCCCAUUUGUCCUAGCUGAAGACUUUCUUGACAUUAUGGGACAGCCAAUCAACCCUCAGUGUCGAAUCUACCCUGAGGAAAUGAUUCAGACGGGCAUUUCAGCAAUAGAUGGCAUGAACAGCAUUGCUAGGGGGCAGAAAAUUCCCAUCUUCUCUGCUGCUGGCUUACCCCAUAAUGAGAUUGCAGCUCAGAUCUGUCGUCAGGCUGGUUUGGUGAAGAAAUCCAAAGAUGUCAUGGACUAUAGUGAAGAAAAUUUUGCGAUUGUAUUUGCUGCUAUGGGUGUAAACAUGGAAACUGCUCGAUUCUUCAAAUCGGACUUUGAAGAAAAUGGCUCAAUGGAUAAUGUCUGUCUCUUUUUGAACUUGGCCAAUGACCCAACCAUUGAGCGUAUUAUCACUCCUCGUCUGGCUCUAACAACAGCAGAAUUCCUGGCCUAUCAGUGUGAAAAGCAUGUAUUGGUCAUUCUAACAGAUAUGAGUUCUUAUGCUGAAGCUCUUCGAGAGGUUUCAGCAGCCCGAGAAGAAGUACCUGGUCGUCGUGGCUUCCCAGGCUACAUGUAUACAGACUUAGCCACAAUAUAUGAGCGAGCUGGUCGUGUGGAAGGCAGGAAUGGUUCAAUUACUCAGAUCCCUAUCCUCACCAUGCCCAAUGAUGAUAUCACUCAUCCCAUCCCUGACUUGACUGGAUAUAUUACCGAAGGACAAAUCUAUGUAGACAGGCAGCUGCAUAACAGACAGAUUUACCCACCUAUUAAUGUGUUGCCCUCCUUGUCCCGGUUAAUGAAAUCUGCUAUUGGUGAAGGUAUGACCAGAAAAGAUCAUGCAGAUGUAUCUAACCAACUGUAUGCAUGUUAUGCUAUUGGUAAGGAUGUACAAGCCAUGAAAGCAGUCGUUGGAGAAGAAGCCCUCACCUCAGAUGAUCUCCUUUAUCUGGAAUUUUUGCAGAAGUUUGAAAGGAACUUUAUUGCUCAGGGUGCUUAUGAAAAUCGCACUGUCUUUGAAACUUUGGACAUCGGUUGGCAGCUCCUUCGAAUCUUCCCCAGAGAAAUGUUGAAGAGAAUUCCUCAAAGCACCCUGAGUGAAUUUUACCCUCGAGACUCUUUAAUAAAGCACUAGCUUCGACUUCAUCUCUGUGAAAUACUGGUUUUAUUCUUCUCUUUCCCCUCCCCCUUCCCCUCUGUGUUGGAGUUUACGUGUUACCCUGUAAUUAAAACAAAGAAUAGGUAACAUAUUGUGCCAGUGUUCCUGAUGUUUUAAACUGAUAAUAGACUUUAAAAUAUCCUCUCUUCAAAAAACCUGUAUCUUCAAUGCUUUGUUAAAGUGGCUGCAGGGAUUGAAGUUGUCUUUUAUUGAUGUGUGUGUUUGUACUUAAUGGUGUAGUUAAUAGUCUAAUUACACCUUAAUUAUUUGGGUCUCCUGGACCAUAUUUCUUUAAACCUCUUAAGGAGUGUGGCUAAAUGAAGUUGUGAUGUCUUGGCUUCCAAAUAAAGGGCAAGCCUAAGUCUGUGCAGGUCCUUUGGGAAGAGCCAAGAGGCAUAUAUUUGAUCCUCCCAUAAUCUCCUUUAGUCCUCCUGCAUACCACUGUUCCCAUGCCGUUACUCAGAACAGAUGGUACUUGCUCUUGUGUGUUCAAUGGACAGACUAGCAAGGGAGGCCUUUUCUCUCUAACUUUUACUAUGUCUGAUAAUGAGGAGGAUGAUCUAUAAUAUUUAAUCCCAGAGCACAGGCAACCAUUGGCCUUGAUUCUGACUCUGGAGGGAGGAGGAACUCUUGCGUUUUGCUGCUACUCCUUUUAAGUUAAGCAUUAAAAACUUGCAACUUUUGCACAAUCGGUAUUUAUCUGGUGACACAGUGAGUUUCCUACUUUGUGAUGGUGAUCCUUAUUGAGCCUCCAAUGCAGAGGACAUGUGAGGUCCAAGUUAUUCUUGUCUGAGCUGCAAAAAUCAACUAGCUUGUUAGAAAGUGCAUAGGAGCAGGCAAACACACUAUCCAUUCCACCUUGAUAAAUUAAGGCAGGUUAGUAUUCUGACAUGCUAUCAGUGUUUAAAUCUUGAAAAUGUUUACUUUACCAAAAACUGAAAGCAUAACAGAGGGGAAAGAGAACAACAUGCUAACAUGUGUAAAUGGAUAUUUUGAACUCUAUUCUGGAGUAUUCUGUUGAAAUUCUCCAUUUGGUCCUGCUUUCUGACCUUUUUGGUCUCUCUAGGGGUAACCCCAUGGCACAAAUAUUAACACUGAGGUUCUUCAGGAUUCUGAUUUGCUCCUUUCUGAUGUUAUCCCUGCAGCUUUCUUCUAUGCAGCUUUUCCGUUGUUUGGUCUCUUUGUGUUCUUUGUAACUUGGGUGCAAUUGUAAUUUUCUUUCUAGUGCAUUCCAUCCUAAAGUUGUGUAAAAUCCUUUAUUUUUCUUGGGGUGGGAUGGGGACGUUAGCAUGAAAAUGUCAACGUAGAAAAUGUGACAUCUGAAUAUUACAAUAUGAAAAAUAAAUGUUAAAUAAAAUUGAA
This is a messenger RNA of Dromiciops gliroides (monito del monte), 3014 nucleotides long. RefSeq names its product ATPase H+ transporting V1 subunit B2 (gene ATP6V1B2). Lineage: Eukaryota; Metazoa; Chordata; Mammalia; Microbiotheria; Microbiotheriidae. Gene Ontology annotation, cellular component: proton-transporting V-type ATPase, V1 domain. Gene Ontology annotation, biological process: proton transmembrane transport; ATP metabolic process. The record is from RefSeq and is a predicted model, not a curated record. The coding region runs from base 102 to 1628 and encodes 508 amino acids. The transcript is spliced from 14 exons. Gene Ontology annotation, molecular function: proton-transporting ATPase activity, rotational mechanism; ATP binding.